AUGGAGCUGUUCUACUUCUACUACGGCUGCACCCUGUGCCUCUUGUUCGCGCUCCUCCUCGUCCGCCAUGGCCGCGCCACCAAGCAGCAGCCGCGCCGUCGGCUUCCCCCCGGCCCCUGGCAGCUGCCGAUCGUCGGCAGCCUCCACCACCUGGUGCGCGGGCUCCCCCACCACGCCAUGCGCGACCUCGCCCUCCGCCACGGCCCGCUCAUGCUGCUCCGCGUCUGCGAGCGCGUCAUGGUGGUCGUCUCCUCCGCGGAGGCCGCGCGGGAGAUCUUCAAGGGCCACGACGCCGCCUUCUCGGAGCGGCCGAGCAGCCCCGGCAUCGACGAGCUCAACCGGGAGGGGCAGGGGAUCAUCUUCGCCCCCUACGGCGACCACUGGCGCCUGCUCCGCCGGAUCGUCAUGACGGAGCUGCUCACCCCGCGCCGCGUCGAGUCCUUCCGCCACAUCCGCGAGGAGGAGGCGUCCCGCCUCGUCGCCUCGCUGCGCGCCGCCGCCGCCGCCGCCGACGUCGACCAGCUGCUGGAGCAGUUCAUCGCCGACUCGGCCGUGCGCGCCAUCUUCGGCGACAUGCUGCCCGACCGCGCCGCGUUCCUGAGGAUGGUCAAGCAGGGGACGGAGCUCUCCUCGCUGUUCGACCUCCGCGACCUCUUCCCCUCGUCGCGGCUCGCGCGGCUGCUGGCGUCGUGGAGCGGCGGCAAGGCGGAGCGGCACCGGCAGGAGAUGUUCCGGCUCAUGGACGACAUCCUCAGGCAGCACGACGGGAGGAAGGCCGCCGCCGGAGACGGAGACGAGGACGAACACGUGGACAUGGUGGAUGUGUUGCUGCGCAUCCAGAGCCAAGGCAACAUGCGGGUCUCCCUCACCAGAGGAGUCAUUAGGACGUUCUUGGGCGAUGUGCUUGGAGCUGCACUGGAGACCUCAACGACAACUCUCCAGUGGGCCAUCGCCGAUCUAAUGGCUAACCCAAGGGUGAUGCAGAAGGCACAGCAAGAGGUGCGUCAGGCGUUCGCAGACCAAGCGAAGGUAGACGAGGCAGGGCUAAGCAAGCUGCGCUACCUGAAGGCAGUGAUCAAGGAGACCCUGCGGCUGCACCCCCCUGCCCCGUUCUUCCCCAGGGUGUGCCUGGAGGAUCGCACGAUCCAGGGGUACGACCUGCCCAGGGGCACGAUCGUGCUCACCAACGCGUGGGCGAUCUCGAGGGACCCCAGGUACUGGGCGGAUCCCGAGGAGUACUCGCCGGAGAGGUUUGAAGAAGGCGGCGGCGGCGGCGGCCGCGCCACCGUCGAUUUUCGGGGCUCGGAUUUCGAGUUCACGCCGUUCGGGGCGGGGAGGAGGAUCUGCCCCGGGAUGAACUUCUCGCACGUGAACGUCGAGCUCGCCUUGGCCAGCCUUCUCUUCCAUUUCGACUGGGAGCUGCCGCCGGGAGCUGAGCCGGAGAAGCUGGACAUGACGGAGCAGCUGGGGAUCACGAUGAGGAGGAAGUCCAAACUGUCUCUGCGUCUUGUCCCGUAUGUUCCGCUCUAGAUUGAUAAUUAACGCUUCUAGAAAUCACUAGUAGUUGUGUGUCAGUGUGUUGAUCAGACUGGUUCUGCAUGCGUG
Oryza brachyantha (malo sina) is the source of this 1605-nucleotide messenger RNA. RefSeq names its product desmethyl-deoxy-podophyllotoxin synthase-like. Gene Ontology annotation, molecular function: heme binding; oxidoreductase activity, acting on paired donors, with incorporation or reduction of molecular oxygen; monooxygenase activity. The coding region runs from base 1 to 1530 and encodes 509 amino acids. The record is from RefSeq and is a predicted model, not a curated record. Lineage: Eukaryota; Viridiplantae; Streptophyta; Magnoliopsida; Poales; Poaceae. The transcript is spliced from 2 exons.